CUGCGCGCGGCUCGGGCGGGCGCCGGGCCUCGUCCCAGUUAGGACCCGGGCGCGGACGCGAUGGCGAGCGCGGCUCUGAGGGUCGCCGGGCGGCAGCUGAGCCAGCGCAGCGGGGCCGGAGCUCCCGUCCUCCUGCGGCAGAUGUUUGAGCCCAAGAGCUGCACCUACACGUACCUGCUGGGAGACAGGGAGUCCCGCGAGGCGGUCCUGAUCGACCCGGUUCUGGAGACGGCUCCUCGGGAUGCCCAGCUAGUCAAGGAAUUGGGGCUGCGGCUGCUGUACGCUGUGAACACCCACUGCCACGCGGACCACGUCACGGGCUCAGGGCUGCUGCGCUCCCUGCUGCCCGGCUGCCGGUCGGUCAUCUCCCGCCUCAGCGGGGCCCAGGCUGACUUGCACAUUGAGGAGGGCGACGCCAUCCGCUUUGGACGCUUUGCCUUGGAGACUCGGGCCAGCCCUGGCCACACCCCGGGCUGUGUCACCUUCGUCCUGAAUGACCACAGCAUGGCCUUCACUGGUGACGCCCUGCUGAUCCGCGGGUGUGGACGGACGGACUUCCAGCAAGGCUGCGCUAAGACCUUGUACCACUCGGUGCACGAGAAGAUCUUCACGCUCCCGGGCGACUGCCUGAUCUACCCUGCACACGACUACCACGGGCUCACGGUGUCCACCGUGGAGGAGGAGCGGACUCUGAACCCUCGGCUCACCCUCAGCUGUGAGGAGUUUGUAAAGGUCAUGGCCAACCUAAAUUUGCCCAAACCUCAGCAGAUAGAUUUUGCUGUGCCAGCCAACAUGCGCUGUGGGGUCCAGAGCCCCCCUUCCUGAGCACCUCUGUCAGGGGCCCAGGGCGAAGACUGCGUUGGGUGGGGGAGGGGAGAGCUGUCCCCCCCACCUCUCUUCUCCCCGUUUCUACCUCCCCCACAGGCCCCUUGAGCUUCUGAAAUAAAGAUGUGUGGUUUCUUUUGGAUGUGAA
Lepus europaeus (European hare) is the source of this 973-nucleotide messenger RNA. RefSeq names its product ETHE1 persulfide dioxygenase (gene ETHE1). Gene Ontology annotation, biological process: hydrogen sulfide metabolic process; glutathione metabolic process. The record is from RefSeq and is a predicted model, not a curated record. The transcript is spliced from 7 exons. The coding region runs from base 61 to 825 and encodes 254 amino acids. Gene Ontology annotation, molecular function: sulfur dioxygenase activity. NCBI's taxonomy places the organism in Eukaryota, Metazoa, Chordata, Mammalia, Lagomorpha, Leporidae.